CGAUGGAAAGAAGAAGGUCGUCAACGUGAAUCUGAUUUUGACGAAAAAUGGAAGAUUACGCCAGAGAUCCAUGUCCUUGGAGGAUCAUGGAUGAUUGUGGAGGUGCUUUCUCUAUCGGAAUUAUUGGAGGUUCAAUUUUUCAUGGUUUCUCAGGAUAUAGAAACGCUGCAAAAAUACCAGGCAAAUGGAACAGACUGACUGGGAUGGUACACAACGUAAGGACAAAAUCUCCAAUCACAGGAGGUAACUUUGCUAUUUGGGGAGGAUUAUUUUCUGGAAUUGAUUGCCUAUUGGUUUACUUUCGUGGGAAGGAAGAUUACAUCAAUUCGAUCGCUAGCGGAGCUGCCACAGGAGGAAUUCUAUCUAUACGAAAUGGUCCGUAUCAGAUGAUGGCAUCAGCUGCAAUUGGUGGUUUAUUACUGGGUAUGAUAGAAGGAGUGGGAAUCUUCAUCACUUAUAUAACUGCUUCUCAGUUUGAUCCUGCUAACAGACAGAUGAUGGAGGACCCAAACCAGCUCCCAGAAAAAUCAGUAGGAAACACGAACACAAAUAUGUAUGGUAUGGCUUCAUAUCAAUGAUUUCUAUCUUUAGGGUCGUUAAAAAGAAUGUGAUAAAGACUUUGGUAGGAUCAAUGCUUUUUCUCAAGGGCAGACAUUAAGCUGACUUAUAAAUAUCACCCUUCAUGGACAUGUACUGUUCUCAUGGAUAGAUAGGUUAACCCUUCAUGGACGAAUAUCACUCUUCACGGACAAAUAUUACCCACAAGGAUGAAUAUCACCCUCAUGGAGAGAUAUCAUUCCUGUCGAUCACAAUCAUCCUCAUAUAUUCUUUAGCGAGUAUUUACAUUAUGGGAAUGCAUUGCCCUCAUGGACUCACCUCAUUGUGCUGAGUGGUUGAUAUAGAGAAGUGAAAAAUGAAAGUUGUGUCUUUAUGGUAUAUAGCAUCCGUGGUUGAUGUAACACCGGCACGUAUCAGACUCAAUGGAUACAUGUUUGUGACAGGUCAGUGAGCUGCUACAGAGACCUGGUACUUUGUGUGACAAUGUUUAGACCUGUAUAAAACAUUUGCUUACUAGUAUAUGUGAUGUACUCAACGGUCAAGCAAUGGUCAUCAGUCAAGCAGUAUCUAUCACUAUUAAAUACUGUUUGCCUCUGUUAAUUUUAUUGAUAUUUCAAGAUAAAAACAUACUUUACAUUCAUAGUUGACAACAUAUUGUUAACUUGGGUAGGGCUAUGAAAAAAAUGACCAUUCAACAAUUAUUAGUAAAUGUUUCUCUUGCUGAAUACAGCUCAGAAAAAUGAUGGAUACCCGCCAGGUUGACCCGGAGUGAAUGUGGCUUUCCCAGAUCUGAACAAGGUACUGCUAGUCCCGGUAUAAAAGAUUGAUAGUUGAUAUGAGAAGUUGUUGUUUGUCAUGUAGAUUGUUGUUAUCUACUUCAUCUUGUGAAUUUUUGGUCUUGAAGCUCUGCAUUGAGAGUUGCAUGAUAAUACAAACCCAAUUUUGGCUAUGGAUGAUAUGAGACUCAACUUCUGAUAGCUUUCAAACUAUGUAUUUACCAAUGAAGAAAGAUCCCCUAUACCUCAGUAGACCUGCACUAAGCUGGUCGUUUAAAAAAUAAGAAAUAACUUUAAAAAUAAAUCACAGUGUUAAAAGUCUAAAGUCUAGCAGCCAUACAUCACAAUGUGGGUUUAAGAUCCUACGUCUUUGUUACCACCUACCGAGGUAGAUUUUUUGCUACAUACACACUGUAAUAGGAGUACAUUAUUGCAGGUCACUCUUUGUCUUUCUUUUCGGUCCUUCUCAUUUCUCCAUCACCGCCUCAAAUACAUUUACUCUAUAAGUAAUCAGACUUCUGUUUAUAUAUACGGCCUUUGUUGCUAUAAGAGUCUUGAAUCAAGGAUAAUUACACAGUGUAGGUGACCGAAUACUCACCAACUUUAUUGUUAAUAACUUACUUGCCAAUUUCUAGUUUUCUGUUUAGAAGUGUUCAGUUAAUUGAACUUUUUACUUUGGGGAUAUUAACGAAAGUGUUUGAAUUAGAUUUGUAUAUCAUAGCCAUAACUACAGGUUAAGUUUUUUUCUGAAGGGUGGCAAUAUUUAAUCCAAUUUUACAUAUUCCAAAAUUGUUAGCAGUUGACAGCAAUUAUAAAAAUGUAUAGCCAAAAAAGGCAGGAUUUUUGUUGCAUAAGAAUAUCACAGACUUAAAUGUCUGGAUGAUUUUAUUUGAUUUUAUGAACUUUGUUGUUGCAGUGGUGAAUGUAUUGAUGCGCAUAACUACAAUGUAUAGGUGUGUGUGUGUGUGUGUGUGUGUGUGUGUGUGUGUGUGGAGAGAUUAUAGAUAGAAUGGAGUGUUAAGAGAGUUAGAAUUAUUUGUAUUAAGUAUAUUAUUUACACAAUUUCUCUAUGUUCUAGUUUCAUGGCAUUCAACAGCUUGUUAUAUAUAAAUAAUGGUUGUUUACGAGCUGUGGAGAUAGAGUAUAUCAUUUUUAUGUUGCCAUUUUUGUAUCAAAUUCUUCUAUAUUGAUCCUUUUAGUCAUAAGUGAUAUUGGACUGUCAAGAUCACGAUAUGAUAAUUGGAUGGUCAAGGUCACUAUUAUUCAUUCAUGUGAGACUUAAUUUUAUAAACCGAUCCUUUUGAUAGCUAAGUUACAGAAUCGCACAAGAGAAAGGAUCAUUUGGUUAAAUUUGCAAGACUAAUGAUUUUACAAUAUUUGUUUUGAUUGACGCCUUGUGCAUAUACAAGUCUUACAGUUUGUAUGAUAAUGUGUUUGCAUGAUAUUUUGUCAUUGAAGUUGUGAAAAACUAGUCACAGCUUUAAAAUUAUGAUCACCAUUAUGAAAAUGGUUAAUGUUCCACCGAGAAUGGUGGAAUUAACAUAGAAAUAGUGUGGGUUCCUCAUUUGUCAUACAUGUGUGGUUUUCCACCAUUUUAUUGUAUCAUACAGAAAUAUAUGCCAGUCAAAUGAUUCAAGGAAUGCCGAUAUUGGCAUGAUCAGUAUUUCUUAGGAAUGAGAGCUGGGUACAUAUAUAAAUAUAUAUAUAUGUGGCUGUGUGAUAUAUCAGGUUUGAGAAAAAUGAAAAUAAAAAAAAAAAAUAUCUGCACUAGCGUCCU
Ylistrum balloti is the source of this 3111-nucleotide messenger RNA. Its product is annotated as mitochondrial import inner membrane translocase subunit Tim17-A-like. The record is from RefSeq and is a predicted model, not a curated record. The transcript has 7 exons. Lineage: Eukaryota; Metazoa; Mollusca; Bivalvia; Pectinida; Pectinidae. Gene Ontology annotation, molecular function: transmembrane protein transporter activity. Bases 48 to 578 code for a protein of 176 amino acids. Gene Ontology annotation, cellular component: TIM23 mitochondrial import inner membrane translocase complex; mitochondrial inner membrane. Gene Ontology annotation, biological process: protein import into mitochondrial matrix.